This is a messenger RNA of Pimephales promelas (fathead minnow), 3441 nucleotides long. It is a transcript of the gene cpsf6, whose product is annotated as cleavage and polyadenylation specific factor 6. The record is from RefSeq and is a predicted model, not a curated record. Gene Ontology annotation, molecular function: RNA binding. Lineage: Eukaryota; Metazoa; Chordata; Actinopteri; Cypriniformes; Leuciscidae.
GCGUCUCUCUUCUUCACGCGAAGACCGAGGAGGAGGAGGGAAACAGAAAAUGGCGGACGGUGUUGACCACAUCGAUAUUUACGCUGAUGUAGAAGAGGAAUUUAAUCAGGAAUCAGAUUAUCCUGUCCAUGAGCAGAUUGACCUGUAUGAUGAUGUCAUCUCGCCAUCUGCCAACAACGGGGACGCACCUGAGGACCGAGAUUACCUGGAUAACUUGCCGGCACCCGGAGGCAAUGAGGGCUCCAAAGGAGCUCCACCAAACGUCGUCUACACCUACACUGGCAAAAGAAUCGCUCUGUACAUCGGCAACCUCACAUGGUGGACCACUGAUGAAGAUUUGACGGAUGCGAUUCGCUCCAUAGGCAUCAAUGAUGUGCUGGAGAUAAAGUUUUUUGAGAAUCGGGCAAAUGGCCAAUCAAAGGGGUUUGCGCUGGUUUGCGUAGGUUCAGAUUCCUCGUCCAGGAAGCUGAUGGAUCUGCUUUCUAAACGAGAGCUGCACGGACAAAACCCCAUCGUCACCCCUUGCAACAAACAGUCGCUCAGCCAGUUUGAGAUGCAGUCCCGAAAAACAAUCCCACCAGGCACACAGUCGGGACAGAUGUCAGGAGAGGGAAAGGCUGGGCCUCCAGGAGGAGGUCGCAGUGGCUUCCCUCUCGGCAGGGGUCGAGGGCGCUUUCCGGGCCAACCUGGCCCAGGUGGAGACCGUUUUCCUGGGCCUGGUGGACCCCCGCCACACUUUCCAGGUAUGCAAGGACCACCGCGUCCUCCCUCUGGCCCACCUGGGCCUCCGGGACCCCCUGGCCCCCCUCCACCUGGACAAGGUCUACCGCCGCCUCUCGGUGGACCCCCUCACAGAGGAGACCGCCCUCCACCUCCUGUCAUUUUUCCUGGUCAGUUUGGCCAACCUCCAAUGGGUCCGAUGCCUCCUGGCCCCCCUCCACCAGGAUACGGGCCUCCCCCAGGCCCCCCACCACCUCAGCAAGGUCCACCCCCUCCCGGACCCUUCCCACCCCGUCCACCUGGACCCUUGGGACCCCCGCUUGGCCUUGCACCUCCACCUCACAUGCAGGGACCCCCACCUGGAGGUCCACCACCAGCUCCUCACGUCAACCCAGCCUUUUUCCCUCCACCUGGAAACAACAACAUGCCACCAUCCGACGGCAGGGGUCCUCCACCCGGCGACCCCUACGGCCGCCCUCCUCCUUAUGACCGAGACUACGGCCCGGGUGGCAGUAACUUCAGACCCCCUGUAAUAUGUGGCUUUGAGCCCUGGAUAAACGAGGGGUUGGUUGAUGUGAAAAACUCUGGCCAGCACUUGCACAAUACAAGUGAUCAAGGGGACAUGGAUGCGUCUCGCACUCCUCUGAGCGAAGCAGAGUUUGAGGAGAUCAUGAAUCGGAACCGAGCAAUCUCCAGUAGUGCUAUCUCAAGGGCCGUGUCGGAUGCGAGCGCAGCUGAUUACGGCAGUGCUAUAGAGACUCUGGUGACGGCCAUCUCUCUAAUCAAGCAGUCGAAGGUUUCCGCUGAUGACCGCUGUAAGGUUCUCAUCAGCUCACUGCAGGAUUGCUUGCAUGGAAUUGAAUCAAAAUCUUAUGGAUCUGUGUCGAGCAGACGGGAAAGGUCUAGGGAGAGGGACCACAGUCGCUCUCGUGAAAAGAACCGUCGGCACAAGUCUCGCAGCCGAGACCGGCACGAGGACUAUUACCGGGAGCGUAGCCGCGAGAGAGACCGCCAUCGCGAGCGAGACCGUGACCGCGAGAGAGACCGAGAACGUGAACGGGAAUAUCGCCACCGCUAGUUGGAUAGGAAGCUGAACGCAAGAGGAGGAGGAGAGACGUCAGGAGCAACGUGGACUCAUCCGACAGCAUCCCGCGUCGCAGAGCGCUGGACUCCGGACACAAGGAGAGUUCUGUCAAACAUUACAUACUCACUCUUACUCUCGUUUUAUUUUUUACUUUUAUUUGGAAGUAGCUGUGUGCUAAAGUCAGUUCAGCUUUUGACAAAUUAUUUGCCUGCUCAUUCGAAACACAGAAAACUUUCCGACUGCUAUAAUGUUGUAAAUUGUCAGUUAGCUAGAUUUGUUUUUAUAGGAACUUUCUUUUUUUUUUUUUUCCCUUCCCCCUCGUCCAUAUAAUGUUUGUAAGUGUCUUUUGCCUUGAUUAUUAAAUAGAAUCUGUGUUGUAAUAAAGUGUGUACUGGGGUUGUUGCUUGUUCAUAAUUUAGGUUUAUACUUCCAAUCUCCAUUUUAGCCAAAAUACUUAACUGCUCAGAAAUGCAUAUUUUCCUAAAUUUGUCCUACCUUUUUUUUUUUUUAAUCUUUACUUUCUAUAAAUGCUGUGCCAUUGUGCCUUUUCCGGUUUUACCCGAUUUCAAGAGUUUCCAUGCAGUGGUCUCAGUGUUAAAAGUUUUCAAGUUUUGGGUAGAUUUAUCAUUAAUGUUUCAAAUUAUUUUCCAAAUAAUGUAGGGUUUUAUCUUUCCAUGAAACUUUUCAGUGGUUUUCCUGAUUGUAAUUGGAAUCACACAAUUCAAAUGUGAAAUGCUCCUCUAAUUUUUGCAGUCAAUUUAUUUUUAGAACAAAAAUCAUGAGUCGUAAAUAUUAAUACAAACUAUUCGGCAUUUGUAAUGCAUUUCUUUUAUGCUUAUAUCCUAUGUUCAUGUGUGUAUAUACAGGCCAUUUUGUAAUACUGUUUGAUUUUGCUAAUUUAAAAUUUAAACGUGAGAUUUAUGCAUUGUGUGGCUUUAUCUCAAUUUCUCAACUUGUCUGUCCCUUUUUAAAAGGUUAGUUUUUAGAUCUUUAGGUCUCACUUCACUUACGGCAAUGUUUGCCAGUGAUGUAAUGAGCAAUGUUGGCGCCUAGACCCAUCACUGCUUACUGUAAAUAUGCAAGUACUUUAUUUUGAAACUUUGAAUGCAUAAAUAGAUUUGAGAGAUGCACUUGGACUAUGGGGUGUUUGUCUCACUGACCACUGUGUGCCUGUGCAUUGGUCAGGUUUCAUCUGUUGAACAACAGAAUAUAAGAUUCAUGUGGACACAAUUACUCCCUUGUGGCCUGUGUUUUUAAUGGUUUUCCAAUGCAACCAGAGUAAGUGCAGUGCUAGUUUCUAGUGGUUUUUUUACAACUGAAUACUCUGGUGGUGAAGUGGAUGAACAACCAUAUUGUGGGUUCCUGUUCCCUGGACUGAGAGGUAAGUCGAUUUUGUCUUGUAUAUGUCUUUUUGAAAUUGAUACGGCUGUGUUUUUUACAGCUCUUUGAAUGGACGUUUUGUUGUAAUAUUGCUAGUCAUGCAGUUAUGCUUCAACUAUAUUCAGUAUAUUAUGUAAUUUCAUUAAUUGUUCAUAGACAUUAUUGUGGUUCAGUCCACAUAUUAUUAAAUUCGUGAUUAAUGUGGGCUACCUGAUUUCAAAAUAUUUUUGCCAAUCAAUAAAAUUUUCUUAAUUUUU